AUGUCUGGCGAUCCCACCUCACAUCCCUUCCCCCGCAGCCCGGAUAUUUCAGCACAGUCCGGCUGCCACCACCAACCCAACCGAGAUCGAAGACCUCACACAGGCCCUAGCAGCCCUGACGAUCCAGCCGACAACGCCACAGAAGCGCAAGCACGCCCCUCCCGGUCCGGUCCGCCAGACCAAGAAGCGACGAAAGCUCAGCGGCAGCCCCGUCGCUCUCCCCGGUUCGCGGAUCCGGGGCACGGCCCCGCAUCGCACCUCGAUUCCUUCGUUUCCGAGAAGCCUGCUGUCGCGGAGGACGGCGUACGUCCCGUCGACGGGCCUGCGACGGGUGACGACGCCGCUGGCGAGGCGGUAUGCUGUUGA
Molecule: messenger RNA, 366 nt
Organism: Verticillium alfalfae VaMs.102
Lineage: Eukaryota; Fungi; Ascomycota; Sordariomycetes; Glomerellales; Plectosphaerellaceae
Exons: 1
Coding region: 1-366 (121 amino acids)
Source: RefSeq, a predicted model, not a curated record